Messenger RNA from Peronospora belbahrii, 888 nucleotides. NCBI's taxonomy places the organism in Eukaryota, Oomycota, Peronosporomycetes, Peronosporales, Peronosporaceae. The record is from the annotation of a GenBank genome assembly.
AUGCCGAUGGACUUUAAAGUGACGUUUGCUAAUGGAACGUCAAUGAAACUCAUGGGUUUACCCGAUGAUAUCACAUUAGAUGGAUUACAUGCUCAUUUGUAUGAAAAGACAUCAAUUCUACCACAAGAACAACAUGUAAUGAUUGGUUAUCCUCCCAAGCUAAUUGAGGGACCAGAAGACCAAUCGUUGUUUUCUUUGGGCAUUCGAACGGGUUCCGUACUAGUGCUCAAGGAGAUUCCGGAGACUACUGAUGCUCAAGUCAAGUCAACUUCAUUGUUUAUGCGACGUGUUAUGCCGGCAGAUAACAGCUGCCUUUUCCAUUCGAUCGGAUACGCUCUUACUAAACGCAGAGAAGGACAUGGUCCCAUUAUGCGACAACUGAUUAAGGAUAAGAUUUUGACGGAUUCGGAGAAAUACUCGGAAGUGUUUUUGGGACGGCCAGUGCAUGAGUAUUGCGCUUGGAUCAUGGACGACAAAUCAUGGGGUGGCGAGAUUGAGUUAUCGAUAUUGUCGACAUACUAUAAGGUGCAGAUUGUUGUCUUUGACGUCACAAGUAUGAGCAGACUCUGUUAUGGUGAAGACCAAGGCUUUACGCAACGGAUGUUCUUGCUUUACGACGGGAUUCACUAUGACCUCAUAGUUGAAGCUCCGUCCACCACAGCAUCCGAGCACCGUGAUAUGACGCUUUUUGCUAUCAACGACUUUACAAAGGUAGAACGUGCAAGUGAAGUCGCGGUGGAAGCUCAUCAAAAGCACGAGUUCACUGAUGUUGGUUGCUUCAAUAUCAUGUGUCUAUUGUGCAGGAGUACUUUUAUCGGACAGAAUGAAGCACUCUUGCAUUCAAAAACUACAGGGCACCAACAAUUUGGUGAGAUCAAGCCAAACUGA